Messenger RNA from Exophiala aquamarina CBS 119918, 2721 nucleotides. RefSeq names its product serine/threonine protein kinase. Gene Ontology annotation, biological process: protein phosphorylation. NCBI's taxonomy places the organism in Eukaryota, Fungi, Ascomycota, Eurotiomycetes, Chaetothyriales, Herpotrichiellaceae. The coding region runs from base 1 to 2721 and encodes 906 amino acids. The transcript has a single exon. The record is from RefSeq and is a predicted model, not a curated record. Gene Ontology annotation, molecular function: protein kinase activity; ATP binding.
AUGGCACCCUCUUCAGCUCCAUGGUGGAGCGAUGAUCGGGUGAAUGAAACAGUAACCUCAGCAUACGUCCAUUCGCAUCUCCGCCCUAAUGAGCAGGAGCUCCUACAACGACCUCUCUAUUUUGGGGGAGACCUGACCGACGACACCUAUCUGGAUUGGAUUCUGACGAGGUCCAAGCGCUUCUUCCUUAUAUUAGUCGCUACGGGUGUCCCCGACCAGAUCUUUGGUAUUGUUGAUGACUCGUAUGAUGAUGAAGACCUUCCCAUCGUUGAACAUGCCAUACCCGAUUUGCGCUUGUCUUUCCAACCCGACCGCUCUCUGGACAAACGAUUCUACAAAGCUCAGUUUCGAUUCCUCACACGCGUUGUUGGCGAGGGCGAGCACAUACGCUACGCCGAUGAGGAAACCAUCCCCAUCAUCCCCCUCAGCUUGAAGACUGUCGUCCUCCCCAGAGGCAGUGAUGGAACUGACCGCGUUCGACUCCCGUCAGAACCUGCAAAGACAGUCCUUCGUCGGCGGAUUACCCUGGAUGCGCACUUGACGGAAGAGGACAUCCUCGUGGAAAUAGCCACGAGUAGGAGGCUGUGUCAUGAACAUGUCGUAUCAGUCUUUGGAUCUUAUCUAUACCAAGGCGCUUUCAAUGUCCUGUCGCUUCCAGCAGCCGAAUGGAACCUCAAAACCUUCCUGACUGACACUCCUAAAGCAUUCAGUGCCCUUUCAAAAGUGGAACGACGCCAUCAUAUGAUCAAUUGGCCACAUUGUCUCGCCAACGCUUUAGCAUGGCUUCACGACAAUGGAGAGUUUCACGGGGCUAUCCGACCCUCCAAUAUUCAGGUCGAUAGUUCAUUCCAGAUCUGUCUAGGUCUUCUCGACGGCGACGGAUUGCUUCGAGACAGUGUCAAGCCUGACGACAUUGAAGCGUACCAAUAUGCUCCUCCAGAGAGGUGGAAGAGGGCUGUGACAAUUCAAAAUACAGGUUCCGCCACAUUAGCUCUACCGUCCGGCGGUCGCUCAGGGCGAAAAGUAACCGGCAGACCAGACAAAGGGGGCUCCUCUGAUGGCAAUAACAGUGUCAGAGCUAGGUCGGAGUCUUCCGCUGCAGCUUAUACGUUCCAGCCAACUUCUAGAGGCAACUACGCAAGGUUGAGACUUAGCGCAGCCAUGGGUCCUGAUGCACCACUCCAGCCCACUGUUCGCGGCAGAAACAUGAGGUCUCCCUCGGACAACAAGUCCAUCUCAACCCAGGCUACAACUCGACCAAAACCGCCCUCAAUUAGCUCAUCCACUGGUUCCAGUGGCAGGCAUAUUGCAAGUUCACUUCGCAGUAACCCGAGGUUUGUCUCUGCUCCAGAAGGCCGAAGCGCUGUUGUACAGACAUGGCAAUCAGUCGAGCAGGAUAUGUUCGCUUCCGACGUCUUUUCUCUCGGAGCCGUGAUCUUGGAUAUUCUAUCCAUUCUUUGCAAGAAGAGUUACAGCUCAUUCUCAAGACACCGUUCAUCCAAGAAUCGAAAUGCCGGUCGAGGCGGCGGAUUGGCAGAUGCCAGUUUUCAUGCAAAUCUCGGGCAAGUGUUUCUCUGGGCACAGUCGCUUCAGAACGAGGCAGAGAAGAAAGCGAAGAGAGACGAAAGUCAGGUCUACCACGCUAUAGGUCCCGUGGUGCAGCUCACGCUUCAGUGCUUGGAAAGGGACCCUCUCGCUCGAUUAUCCAGCGAGAAACUCGAACGGAGGCUCGGAGACUACAUCUGCCGCUUCGCUAAUAUCAAGCGCCUCCACUGUGCGGCCGAAAAGAUAAAGCAGCAAAAAUCCGACACGCCCAGCACUGCGCGAGGGAACGUGUCUUCAGAGCGUUCAGUAAAAGAGAAAUCUUCACGGGAUUGCCUUCGGCAACCAUCCCCAAAUCCCAGGACGCAGACUCAGGAAUGGAGACAAGAACAGCAACGAACAAUUCUACCAGAUGCGCAGAUGCUUCAAUCUCCCAUCAGCGACGCCCCAUCUUCGACUCGUGGGAUGUCAGUCAGUACAACCCCAGCAACAACUUCCGCCAGUUCUCUCAUGUCAUUCAAUUUUGAUGGUCUAUCAGAUACCGUUGUUGCAGAAAGUCCUAGGUCGCGCGACCACUCUCGAAAGGGCACCCGCCGGAGAGAUAAUCGUGGUCCUCAGGUCGAAGUGCCCUGGACAAGAGACCAGGCGCACAAUGGAGGAGAGCAGCAGCAGCAGCACCACCACCACCACCACCAGUACUGGAACACCUGGCACCAGAAUGAUAGCGAAGUCGAUCCCCGCCUAUCCUUUGGGGAGUCUGUCGAUGCUGGCGCCUUCACGUUCGUCAACUACAGCACCAGCGCGUCGUCUGAAGAGGGGGCGAAAUACUUCCCCCGACCACCUUCCACGCCAGUGGAUCCACCUACUAAAGCGCCGAACAGAGCGCUCCCACCCGUGCCUCCAAUUCCCACACAUGUACGACCCAGCAGAUCGAAACAGCACCUCAUACCUAUCCUAGCAUCCCGGGAGGAGUUGGCAUUGCUGAGCCGUAUCCAGAGCGCUGCCGCGGCGGGACAUCCAUUGCGUGUUGACAGCUUACCCAAAUCGCUCAAUGACGACGAGGACGACUACGAAGACAUUUUACAACAUACAAGGCGGCCUCAUACUGCCAAAAACUCGUCCAGGAGUAGAUCGAGACAAGAUUACGAGCAUCAUUAUCGGGGUCGCACUGGCGUGUAA